Eruca vesicaria subsp. sativa (arugula) is the source of this 318-nucleotide messenger RNA. NCBI's taxonomy places the organism in Eukaryota, Viridiplantae, Streptophyta, Magnoliopsida, Brassicales, Brassicaceae. The record is from the annotation of a GenBank genome assembly.
AUGGAACUGGUGUGGAUGGCUGAGUCUUAUGAUGUCUGUUAUAGUGACACUAUAAUUUUGGACAGAGGUAUAUUCUUGCUCACUCGUCUUCUCUGCUCAAGGAUCACUUCACAUCCAAACUCUACUUUAGUAGUUUAUUCCAAUGGCUUUUCCUUAGCUAAUUCUUUUCUUCUUCUUUUUUUUUUUUGUUUAAUAUGCUGUAACAACCAAGACGUGGCUGCUGGUUGCUUUGAGAUUUGCAAAGAAGGCUUUGAAAUUAGAGGUUAUAUAUAUGACACAGGAGAAGGAGACAUCUUGGGAUUGUGGGCAAUGAUAUAA